Molecule: messenger RNA, 1851 nt
Organism: Mangifera indica (mango)
Lineage: Eukaryota; Viridiplantae; Streptophyta; Magnoliopsida; Sapindales; Anacardiaceae
Product: L-ascorbate oxidase-like
Exons: 5
Coding region: 22-1752 (576 amino acids)
Cellular component (GO): extracellular region
Molecular function (GO): oxidoreductase activity; copper ion binding
Source: RefSeq, a predicted model, not a curated record
CAAAAUUUGAGAGCUACAGCCAUGGGCGUUGUUGUUGCUUCAGGAUUCACAAAACAGACGUUAAACUUGUUUCUUUUGUGUGUUUUUAUCAUUAUUUUCUGCAUAAAUAUUCCUGUUGCCGAGGGCAGAAUCCGCAGAUACAAAUGGGAAGUGAAGUAUGAAUUCAAAUCUCCUGAUUGCUUCAAGAAACUGGCGAUCACCAUUAAUGGAACAACUCCAGGGCCAACCAUAGUGGCUGAGCAAAAUGACACAAUCAUUGUCGAGCUGAAGAACAGUUUAUUGACCGAGAAUGUUGCCAUCCAUUGGCACGGAAUUCGUCAGAUUGGAACGCCCUGGUUUGAUGGCACAGAAGGAGUCACUCAAUGUCCAAUUGUUCCUGGACAAACCUUCACUUAUGAAUUUGUUGUUGAUAGGCCCGGAACAUAUUUGUACCAUGCACAUUAUGGGAUGCAAUUAGAAGCUGGUCUCUAUGGAUCCAUUCGUGUAAUUUCAAAAGAACCUGAGCCAUUUACCUACGACUACGAUAAAACCAUCAUCCUGAAUGACUGGUACCACAAAAGCACUUACGAACAAGCGACUGGCUUGUCCGCCAUUUCAUUCCAGUGGGUUGGGGAGCCUCAGUCGCUUCUGUUAAAUGGAAGAGGAAGAUACAACUGCUCUCUUUUGACCGGCCCGAGCACAGAUGUUGCCGGCAUUUGUAAUGCUACAAAUCCUGAAUGCUCUCCCUUUACAUUGAUUGUUGUCCCUGGAAAAACUUACCGGUUGAGGAUCUCUAGCUUGACUGCCCUUUCAGCCCUCAGCUUCCAGAUAGAGGGCCACAAUAUGACUGUUGUUGAAGCAGAUGGGCAUUAUGUGGAGCCAUUUGUGGUCCAAAACUUGUUCAUAUACUCAGGAGAGACAUAUUCAGUCCUGAUAAAAACUGACCAAGACCCCUCCAGAAAUUACUGGGCUACAACCAAUGUUGUGAGCAGAAAUGCCACAACUCCACCAGGCUUAGCAAUUAUCAAUUACCAUCCAAACCAUCCCAGAAGAUCUCCUCCGACAAUCCCGCCCCCAGGCCCCCUCUGGAGCGACAUUGCGCCACGGUAUAACCAAAGUCAAGCCAUCAAAGCCCGCCAAGGCUUCGUCAUUCCACCACCCCCAACCGCAGACAGAAUGAUCGUAUUUCUUAACACACAAAACACCGUCAACGGCCAAACUCGCUGGUCCGUCAACAAUGUAUCAUUCAACCUGCCUCACACACCUUACCUCAUUGCUCUCAAGGACAAUUUACACCAUGCAUUUGAUCAGACUCCGCCUCCGAACGGAUACGAUUUUAAAAACUAUAACAUCUACAACGGUUCCGAAAACAAAAAUGCAACCACUAGCAAUGGCAUUUACAGGCUACAAUUCAAUUCAACAGUGGAUAUUAUUCUUCAGAAUGCAAAAAAAAUGGCUGAGAAUGAUAGUGAGACACAUCCUUGGCAUUUACAUGGGCAUGAUUUUUGGGUACUUGGCCAUGGAGAAGGGAAGUUUGACAUUUACAAUGACCCGAAGAAGUACAAUUUGGUGAACCCAAUUAUGAAAAAUACAGUGCCGGUUCAUAAAUAUGGAUGGACUGCUUUGAGAUUCCGGGCGGAUAAUCCUGGAGCCUGGGCUUUUCAUUGCCAUAUUGAGUCCCAUUAUUACAUGGGGAUGGGCGUUGUGUUUGCCGAAGGAAUUGACAGUCUUGGAAAGUUGCCUUCUUCAAUUAUGGGCUGUGUGGGACAUUAAUCAGUAGAAUACAAAUUCUUUAUCUAUUUCUCUUUAUAGUUUGUGUAAAAUUUGUUUUAAAGGUAUUGAUACCUUUCCUUGAAAAGAAAUAAUAAAAGC